AUGUGGCGUCUCUUUGGCGGCGUGAAGCAUCUCGCCGUCUCGUGGAUCGGGACGUCGUUUGACUGCAGUGCUGCUGCCACAGUGGGCCACACGACUGCGCAGCGGUGGCAGUCGCAGAGUUCUCGCGGUCAGCCGGGGCUUCACUGGGACGAGGGCGUGGUCGACCCGCGCUACUCGUCCGAGGGCAACAUGCGGAAGUUUAACCCCGACACGGUGGCCCACUACGUCAAGGCGACGAUCCAAAACGAUCGACGGGAGAUGGGCCUUGGGGAGGUGUACGACUGGAAUGAAUUUGCGAAGGACGCCGUGUACAUUCCGACGCGGUCGGGGCCGUUGUGGGUCGGCAGCGACGACCCCCGCUGCGCCAAGUUUAUGCGCCGUCGCGAAAAAAUGAAGAAGACACCGCAGCAAAAGGCACGGCCAAAGCCGGGGCCUGACCCCGCCAAACAACUCGAGGAUCACGUACUGCGGGAGUUCUUUACUACGGCGACUAACCUGCGUGAUCCACUCAGCACGGCGAAUAACCUGCACCGUGCGGGACUCAUCCGGGAGUACGAUAUCAAGCAUGUGGCGGCGAAAAUAAAGUACGUGCCACGUCCACCGGUUGUCUCAAUUAUGGGCCACGUUGAUCACGGCAAGACGACGUUGCUGGAUUACCUGCGCCACACGAAUGUGGCCUCUGAGGAGGCGGGUGGCAUCACGCAGAAUGUUGGCGCCUUUCAAGUAAAGACGUCGGAGAGCCAUGUGGUGACCUUUAUCGAUACACCGGGCCAUGCCGCCUUUACCGCGAUGCGGGAGGUGGGUGUGGCGGCCAACGAUCUUAUUAUCCUUGUCGUCUCUGCCGUUGACGGGGUGCAGCCACAGACGAAAGAGGUCAUUGAGCUCGCCCGCCACGCCGGUAUUCCGCUUGUAGUGGCGUGCACAAAGAUUGAUCGACAGCCGAAGGUGGAAGCCGUCAAGCAGCAGUUACGUGACUGUGGCCUAGAGCUGGAGGAGGAUGGUGGGGACACGCAGUUCGUUGCCGUGUGUGGGCGAGAUGGCACCGGCGUUCCAGAACUUUUGGAGGCAGUCUCCUUGCAAGCGGAGCUGUGCGAGAUUAGUACCCCGGACCCCUCAAGAUGUGAGGUGACCGUCAUUGAGUCAAGUGGUACUAGCGCGACAAAUGAAGUGGCAGGCAUCGUGCGUUGUGGAAAAUUGAGACCGGGGCAAGUGUUGGUGUCGGGCAUGACCUACGCGAUCGUGCGAAAAGUUAUGGAUGAGCGUGGAAAUGCCGUGCAAGAGGCUGGACCCUCCACGCCAGUUGUUAUACAUGGCUUUCGCGUUCAUCCAAAGCCGGGUGCUGUGCUAAUGCAGGUGAGCAGCGAGUCUCAUGCACAGAAGUAUUAUCUUUUUAUGAAGGAUGUGUACAAGACGGAAGGUCGACGUGAGGAUUAUUUACAGCUGCUGAACCAAGAACAACAUGGAAUGAUUUAUGCCCGUAAGCCAGACAACAAUAUGGUGCGCACAUACAGUACCAAGGCCUUUGUGCUGUCUUGCAAGGCGGCAACCUUUGGCAUGCUACAGGCUCUUAUGAAGACACUGUACGAAUUGCCUCGAUUGGAUGGCAUCUCCAUGGAGAUUAAGGUAACCGAGGUGGGUGGCCUAAAGGAUUACGACAUCGCCCUCAUUGGCAGUUCGGGGCAGCCCGGCUGCAUUCUCCUCUACGGGGAGAGCAAGGAUACAAACACACUGGAUGUUCCCAAUCACGUCAAGGUGAUCCGUUUCAGUGUGCUAUAUCAUGGAAUCGAUGCACUAAAGGAAACAUUCGUUGAGGCACUGCCUAAAAUCACCAAGACGCGUGUCACGGCGGAGGCGGAGUGUCUGCAAGUCUUUCGUGCGUCACAGGCGGGGAAAAAUGGCAAUGCCGCCGGGGUACGAGUGACAAAAGGCACCGUCAUUGGAUCGCAUCCCUUGUUUCGUGUCUUGCGCAAGACUUCGCAAAGUAAACGCAUGGGAGGCGGCAGCAGCCCCAAGAGGAAUGGCAGCGAAGACGAAGACCCGGAGGCUUCUCUUGUGAUUGUGUACGAGGGUCAAAUAAAAGAGCUGCGCCGUUUCAAGGAAAUUGUGCCUUCUGUUGAGAUGGGUCUGGAAUGUGGGGUCAUUCUUCAUGAUGAAUUUCAGUUUAGGUUGGGGGAUAUUCUUCAACAGUGCGAGAUCUAUGAGGAGCCGCGUGAUGUGGCUGAGGAGUACGAGGCGGCGGAACUUCGCGAGAAAAUUAUGCGGGAUAAGGCCGCAAUGCAGGCACAAAUGGAGGAGCACAAUGCGCAGGGAGAGAGCAGCAGCGCUGAUUCCGUGUAG
Molecule: messenger RNA, 2337 nt
Organism: Trypanosoma conorhini
Lineage: Eukaryota; Euglenozoa; Kinetoplastea; Trypanosomatida; Trypanosomatidae
Product: putative translation initiation factor IF-2
Exons: 1
Coding region: 1-2337 (778 amino acids)
Biological process (GO): translational initiation
Molecular function (GO): translation initiation factor activity; GTP binding; GTPase activity
Source: RefSeq, a predicted model, not a curated record